Molecule: messenger RNA, 285 nt
Organism: Entrophospora candida
Lineage: Eukaryota; Fungi; Glomeromycota; Glomeromycetes; Entrophosporales; Entrophosporaceae
Source: the annotation of a GenBank genome assembly
AUGACAACUGAAGUUGCAGAAGAGAAGAAAACCACCGCUGCCGCUACCACUAACCCUACUGCUUCCUCACGUAAAAGAAAGUCGAACACUGAGGAACAAUCUGGUUCUAGAAGUAAAAAGACAAAAGCUGAGAAAAAUGAACAAUCUAGUAAUCUUCCUACCUCAAAAAGCUUUUUAUCUACAUCUCUUCCAAAUAGCAGAAUCAAAGUUGAAAUUAAUGGCGAGGAGGUUGAAUUGCCUGUAACAAUUAAUUUCAACGUUUCAGUUCAAGGCUCUAAGAAAUAA